AUGAACUAUACUCCUUUGGAUCAUAAUGCCAUGCAUAAUCAUCAAGCUGCUACGGUGCUAUGUUGUAACUGUGGCGUGCCCAUGGAUGGAUCAACGGGCCUGGUAAUGUGCUACGACUGCAUAAAACUAAAUGUGGACAUUACUGCCGGAAUUCCAAGAGAAGCGCAUGUUUCCUUUUGUCGAAACUGUGAGAGAUUUUUGCAGCCGCCGGGGCAAUGGGUGCGGGCAGAGUUGGAGUCGCGCGAAUUGCUUGCGCUGUGUUUACGUCGCUUGAAGGGGUUGAAUAAAGUCAGACUGGUAGAUGCAUCUUUCAUAUGGACAGAACCCCAUUCAAGGCGUAUAAGGGUGAAAUUGACCGUUCAGGGCGAAGCAAUGAGCAACACUAUUAUCCAACAAACUUUUGAAGUCGAAUACGUCGUGGUAGCCAUGCAAUGUGCCGACUGUGCAAGAUCGUACACGACUAACACCUGGAGAGCCACCGUGCAAAUCAGACAGAAGGUUUCACACAAGCGUACAUUCUUGUAUUUGGAGCAGUUAAUUUUGAAACAUAGGGCCCAUGUGGACACCAUCAACAUAUCGGAGGCCAAAGACGGUCUUGACUUUUUUUAUGGCCAAAAGAAUCACGCCGUUAAAAUGAUCGAUUUUCUGAAUGCGGUGAUUCCUAUCAAAUACAAGAAGUCAGAAGAACUGGUCUCCCAAGAUACCCAUACGGGGGCGUCCACCUACAAGUUCAGUUACUCCGUCGAAAUUGUGCCCAUUUGCAGAGACGACUUGGUUGUGCUUCCUAAAAAGCUUGCUAAGUCCAUGGGCCAGAUUUCACAGUUUGUUUUGUGCUCCAAGAUAUCAAAUACGAUCCAGUUUUUAGAUCCGACGACUUUGCAGACGGCUGAUUUGUCGGCUCCUGUUUAUUGGAGAGCCGCGUUUGAGUCUUUGGCGGACGUUUCGCAGUUGGUCGAGUUCAUUGUAUUAGAUGUUGAUCCAACUGGCUACUCGCAUGGUAGAUGGCUACUCGCUGACAUCACAGUGGCGCGUGCCUCUGAUCUCGGCGUUAACGAUCAAGUCUAUUUUGUUCGUUCUCAUUUGGGAGGUAUUUGUCACGCUGGUGACAGCGUCAUGGGCUAUUUUAUUGCAAACUCCAACUAUAAUUCAGAUUUGUUUGAUGGCCUCAAUAACGAUUAUGUCCCAGAUGUGGUUUUGGUGAAGAAACAAUACAUUAGGAAGACUCGGAAGAACAGAAACUGGAAGCUGAAGAGAAUGGCCAGAGAACACAAUGACAUUGAAGCAUCCCAGGACUACUCUUCAAGACAGCAGAAGCAGGAAAUGGAGAGAGCCGAGAAGGACUACGAGUUGUUCUUACAAGAACUUGAAGAAGACGCUGAAAUGAGACAAACUAUCAACAUGUACAAGAGCGCGCAGCAACCGCAAGUAACUAAUGAGGGGGGUGAUAUGGAGGGCAAUGAAGAGGACGAUUCCCCUCAAAUAGACAUCGAUGAACUCUUGGACGAGCUUGAUGAGAUGACUUUGGAAGAGGGAUCAGAGCCUCAGGUUUGA
Molecule: messenger RNA, 1551 nt
Organism: Lachancea mirantina
Lineage: Eukaryota; Fungi; Ascomycota; Saccharomycetes; Saccharomycetales; Saccharomycetaceae
Source: the annotation of a GenBank genome assembly